CCAGAGCGUGCUAACCCGGGUGGCGCUGCAGAGGCGGUUGGGUUGGUUGCUCAGAGGUGGAGCUGGCGCCAUGUCGGUCCGGGAAUUGAUGGUGCUGCUGUGGUGGCUGAGCGGCAGCGGCUCCGCACUGUGGAGAUAUUACAUCAAUAGCUCGGACUAUAGCAUUUUUAGUACCAGGAGUUCUAUUGAGAUAGAGUAUGAAGGGCCAUCUUUUUCAAUAUGGAGAUUGUCAAGAACUUGUAAGAUUCAAAGCUUAAGGUCACCUAGGACAAAAUUACAUUGUACUGCUCCUGGCGUUCAUUCUUUAAGACCUGAAGCCAAAAACCGACCUCUCUACAGCAAUCGCCACAGGCACUUGGGCUCCAAAUGCUACUGGAGUUGGCCUCUUUCAUGCAAUCCCACAAGCAGACAGCUGGUUCUUUGGCUCUUUUUUCCUGUGGGUUGUGGGCUUUCCCCGGACCCACUCCUCCACUCCCAGCGACAUGCUAGCAGCUGCAGCGGUCCUCAGCCAAGCUGUGCGCCUCCUGUGCUCUCCACUCAGACAUGCUGCACAGCAGCAGUCAGCCUCACCCUUCACCCAGCAGCAGCAGCAGCGGCGGCAGAUCUGAAUGAAGAGUCACGCAAUCUGAAUGUGGAUAAAUCUCAUAUUUGCUUCAUGUGGUAUUAUACAGUUGAAGACGUUUAUGAAAAUUUAACCCAGUCUGUCACUAUAUGGGUGUAUGAUCCAGAAAGUUCCAGCAAAGAAGAGCUGCAGUGGACUGCAACAAGACCUUCACAUAAUUCCAGAAUACUAACGAAGUUGUUGAACACCCUGGGACAGCACCCUUACAUUCACACACUAAUGAAGAAGAAAGUCUACGUCCCAGGUGCCCUAACUGCAGAUGGAACCUGGGUCGUCAACCUGCCAAUGUCCUCAGACGACUUAAUGAAGGAGAUCCGAGGAAACAAAGUGGCUUUCCAAGACUGCUUCAUCUCAAAUCUCGCCUUCCUGCUGACAUUUCCCGUGAUCACCAUGGCCGAGACCCCCGGAGAUUUGCCGCUCACGCUACCACGGGGGAGCCCAUUGAUGUCUACCUGGAGUUCCUGCAUCCCUACAUUUGCUGUCCUGCUCACUGACACGGAGACCUUCCAAACAAACAAUUCCUUCCGUACCUGGACCAGAAUAAGAGUCCCCCCAGGUAUCCUGAGUGAUGCUCAAAGGCACAAUGUGAGCGAUGUGGCUCUAUUCAACAAUGGAAUUAUGUUUCUAAUAAAUGGUGCUAUCUAUCUAAAAACUAAAAGAACAUUUGAAAAACUGGACUCAACUCAAGGUGUUCCUGAAACCGAAAUUAUUGGCAUUCAAAGAAGAAGAUGGUGUCCGGUCAGAUAUUUAUUUAAGAGUGCAAGGAAAAAGAGCCUGUUUGCCAUAUGGACAAAAAGUGAAUUUUACCUUGGAUAUUCUGAAUUUAGAUUUGUGAAAAUAAUGGAUAGUGCAAGACUGAAAGCGGCUCUCAGGCUCGACCCCUCCGACACCGUCGUGAUCCAGAGUGUGGAGUACACGUGGCACCCUCUGGAGCUCGCCCUGAUCCUGCACCACUACCCCUCCUCUGCGACCACCAAGCAUACCCGCAUGCUGCUCUACAACGAGGAUUCCACAGAGUGGACGAUUCAGGACUUCCAGUUAGAUCUGCCCAUGAGCAGCAACUUAGUCGCGCAUUUUCUCUACUCGGCUCUGCCAGACUUAAUCCUGUGGGAUGCACACAGGGUUUACUAUUAUUACAGAAACUUCACUAUUAGUGGGACUAUGAAAACACAAGAAAGAGAAGAGAAUCUGUCAAGUUUAUCGGAUGGCAGCAAAAUCCACAACGUCAUCGUAGAUCGUUUUGGGAGUAUUUUGAUAAAAAUGGAAAAUAAUGUAAUGUUCUUUUCCAAGACUGACAUUACAGAUAUAAUUAAGUUACAUAUAUGGGCAAACAGCACAAUAAAGUCAGCACUUUACUUCAACAGAUCUGCCAAAGUAUAUCUCCUAUAUUUUAGUGAAAUCUACCUCAUGCAGAGACAGGAAUACCCCUUAUUUCUGGAGAUAGAAAGUUCAGUUUACAGAAGCGACGAUCGAUGCCCAUAUCUGGCAUUUCAACACAAUAUUUUUAGUGAUUUUUACUUUAUUGACAAAGGAGAAACCCUGACAAUUUGGACUCAAAUAGUCUACAAAGAAAAUAUGGGUCUCUCUAUUAUUAUAGAACACUAUGGCCCAAAUAUAUUAACCUGGACACAAGACCUCUCCUAUGAGAUUGCCUCAGGACUCUGUACUAAAACUAUGUAUACAACGUUCUCUCAGACAACAAACUACGAAUUAGUAAAAGAUUACUUCAAGCUAGAGGACAAGAACACGGGUCUCAUGCUUGUUCAGUUCCGACCUAGCCAAUUUUCAAAAACAUGUCCGAUGGCCAAACAGGUGUUUGAAAUUGCUGUUGGAUGUGAUGCAAAUAAGCACAUUCAGGUUAGAGGAUUUAAUAGAACUGGAUGCCAUCGCCGUGAUUUUUCUUAUGUGAUUGACAAGGAAUAUCUGAGAGACAGUCCACCUGAAAAUGUGAAAAUAAGGUAUGAUGUGGGAAAAUACGGCUGCCCUCGGAGACUUGAAUUCAACGAGCCGUUUCACCCUAUAAUAGAGCUGUAUGAUGAAAACGGCUUUGUUAAAAUAGUCGAAGCAAAUUUUAUCGUGUGGGAAAUCCACGGCAGGAACGACUAUACCUUUAAUUAUACUAUGAAGCAGAGUGGUUGUAUAAACGAAGCGCAGACGUUCAAGUCCAUGAUAGAGGAAAACAAGGACCUCCCACUGGAUGACGUCUGGGGACCUCAGAACUAUAAGACUUGUUUUUCUUAUGCUGUUGGGAAGCCGGGAGACCUAAACCAACCGUAUGAGAUUUUAAACCAUUCUAAUAAAAACCAUUUACUAUGGCCCAUGGACCAUUCCGGAAUGUAUGUGUUUCGUGUGAGAAUCUUGGAUCCAAAUUUUAGUUUCUGUAACCUCACAUCUAUUUUUGCGAUCGAGACCUUCGGAGUGAUUCCCAGCCCCAGUGUCUACCUGGUGGUCGCCUUCCUUUUUGUCUUGAUGCUCACAUUCAUCAGCAUUCUGGUCCUGAGCUAUUUCUGGUACACCAAGAUUUAUAGACAGUUUAUUUUUGAGCCACUUCACAAGCCUCCUACAAAACUGAAGAAGAAUUAGGAAAUCUGAGAGUGAAUUCUGGAUAUAUAUAUAUACACAUAUAUAUGUAGACAGAUAAUGUAGAUAUAUGUAAUUAUAUUAAGAAUGUGUGUUUGGCUAAGAAAUAUCAAAUGUAAGCUCAUAUUAUUAUUAAAUUCAAGAUUUGAAAAA
This is a messenger RNA of Peromyscus maniculatus bairdii (prairie deer mouse), 3355 nucleotides long. The record is from RefSeq and is a predicted model, not a curated record. NCBI's taxonomy places the organism in Eukaryota, Metazoa, Chordata, Mammalia, Rodentia, Cricetidae.